UCGACCUCCAUACUCAUGCUUGACUCACUAGAUCUCAGGGGUUGUGUGGAGAAUUGUCAGGAGACGGGUUGUGUUGGAAGUCAACAAUGCUUUCAGCAUUGCAUAUUCACCGCUGAUGGUAACAUUUCUGAUGGUCGGUGGUACCUCCAAGAACCUCUCUAUCUGAAAUGGAAACAAUGGGAUUGCCACAGUGAUUGCCGCUACUAUUGUAUGCUUGCAAGGGAGGAGGAAAGAAGAAAGCUCGGCGAGAAGCCUGUCAAGUAUCACGGAAGAUGGCCUUUUCGUCGUGUUUAUGGAAUUCAGGAACCUGUUUCUGUUUCUUUUUCUGCACUCAAUCUUGCUAUACAAUUUCAUGGUUGGAUAUCUUUCUUCAUUCUUGUCAACUACAAGCUGCCUUUGACGGAUAAUCGAAAGACGUACUAUGAGUAUUCUGGCCUUUGGCAUAUCUAUGGUGUCCUAGCAAUGAACUAUUGGUUCUGGGCUCUAGUUUUCCACAGCCGGUAA
Molecule: messenger RNA, 504 nt
Organism: Spinacia oleracea (spinach)
Lineage: Eukaryota; Viridiplantae; Streptophyta; Magnoliopsida; Caryophyllales; Amaranthaceae
Exons: 3
Coding region: 16-504 (162 amino acids)
Biological process (GO): GPI anchor biosynthetic process
Cellular component (GO): endoplasmic reticulum membrane
Molecular function (GO): hydrolase activity, acting on ester bonds
Source: RefSeq, a predicted model, not a curated record